AUGGUUCUCGUCGUGGCGUAUUACUCAUGUUGGUGUGAUUUCAUGUUUCGUCGUGUUGUAUGUCACUUCGUGGGUGAAGUACGCCGCAAAGUGAAAUACGCCGCGACGAACACAAAUACGACUCGACGAAACGUUAAACCACCCCACAAAGAUACGACGCGACAAAAACCACACCACGAAGAAAGAUACGACACGACGAAAAGCAUUUACGACGCGACGAAAACCAUACGCGUAUAUUGUCCCAUGUAUAACUCCAUACUGCGCGGCCGGUUGUCAGCGGAUUUGAUUUACAGCUGUGCAUGUUUCCAAAACAAAAUCUCACGCGCACGUGCUUCCCCUCUUUGCAACAAUCAGUUUGCAGUCAUGUCAACCAUAUUGAAAGCUAAGAGAAUAUGUGACUCAAAAGUAGAGGCUGGAAUUCAGUAUUAUCAAGUUAAAUGGGAGUUAACAUGGGAACCUGCUGAAAAGUUGUCACACUAUCAACAUUUAAUUGAGGAUUUUUGGGACUAUAUAAACAACUGUCGAUAUGUCGGAGGAACUGGCCCCAAACCUAAAAAGAGGAAAUUGGUCACAGAUGUGACAACAACACCAACAAAGGGCACUGAAGCUACAAUCUUCAGAGAACAAGCUGGAUUGCCAACAAUGGCCUCCAUGGAAUUUGACAAAACUACUUUUUUUGAUGACGAUUUCCUCAAAACUUCAGCGGUAAAUAAUACACAUUCUGACUCGGCUAAUGUUACACCAAUAAAAAGUUCACCUGGAAGUGGUAGUGCAAGGGGUAGGGGCCGUGGUAGAAGAAAAGGUUCUGUGAGCACUCCACCAAAAGCUAAAGUUGUGGAUAUACAGGACACGAAUCUACCCAGUAUCGAAAAAAUAACACACAAUAUUAAUAAACCAGCUACAGGUGGCUCACCUAGGGGGCGUGGUCGAGGAAGAGGAAGGGGAAGGGGAGGAGCUCAAAGUGUUGUUCAAGAUCCUUCUGGUAAUUCUUUGUUGAAGUUGUCACCAUAUAAAUCAACAAUAAAAAGCGAAAAUGAUGUGAAAGAAAACAUUAACAACAAUGAACAAGUUAGCAAAAGAGGUAAUAUUACGGAUGAAAGAUUUUGGGUGGUUGUUGAGCAAUGGAAUAAUCCAUACUUUCGUGUGGCAUUUGUUUGUCGUGUUUGUGGCAAAGAAAUGAGUUUCAAGUUGCGAAAUAAUUGGAAACGCCAUGCAGACACACAUUCAGAUGUUAAACCAUUUACAUGUCAAAUAUGUCAAAAAGGUUUUGCACAGAAUAUUCAGCUGACCAAACACAUGAAAAGUAAGCAUCCUGUAUCAUAUGAUUGUUCUCUUUAAACUCUGCGAUCAGUAUGGUGAAAGGUGGUUUCUAUUGUGAAUUGUAAAUAUAGAACACAAGUGCAAAAUCUAUUCAGUGUUAAGCACCUUUAUGUUUGUAUUUUGGUUUAUAUUUUUUUAAAUUUUGUUAAACUUUUUGUUAAAUAUGCUAUGUAGAUGUAUAUUUAUUUUUUCGCUCAUUUUUUCUUCUGUUUGAAAAGACACAUGGGAAUUGAUGCAUUGAUGCAGAAUAGGAGGGUUUUCGGUUGUGUAUAGUUUAAACCUUCCAAUGGUUAGAGUUUUUUUUAUGAAAAGAUCUCUUUGUAAAUACCACAGAUAUUUAAUAUGAAAAUGUGCGUUUUAUUGCAUAUACUUAUAUGAACUUUAUUUGAUGUGUGUACAUUUUCGAAAUUUGUGACAUGAUUUUUACUGAUUUUUGUAGGCAAAAGUUUUUGUUGUUUUUUAAUGUACGAAAUGUUCAUUUUUGUUAUUUAUUUGAAAUUUUUAUAUUUUGUUAAAAAAAGGAAACCGUUAUGACGUGUAGAAAGAUGUAAUCACAAACAAUUGUUUAGCUGGUAA
Messenger RNA from Hydractinia symbiolongicarpus, 1896 nucleotides. RefSeq lists its product as uncharacterized. Gene Ontology annotation, cellular component: nucleus. The transcript is spliced from 6 exons. NCBI's taxonomy places the organism in Eukaryota, Metazoa, Cnidaria, Hydrozoa, Anthoathecata, Hydractiniidae. The record is from RefSeq and is a predicted model, not a curated record. The coding region runs from base 1 to 1338 and encodes 445 amino acids.